Molecule: messenger RNA, 1872 nt
Organism: Drosophila pseudoobscura
Lineage: Eukaryota; Metazoa; Arthropoda; Insecta; Diptera; Drosophilidae
Product: ubiquitin domain-containing protein 1
Exons: 5
Coding region: 277-1035 (252 amino acids)
Molecular function (GO): protein binding
Source: RefSeq, a predicted model, not a curated record
AAGCGAAUGUAAAAUGUAAACAAAAAAACAAACACAAAAUUAAUGUUCGUCGCGCAAAAUAAAUCACCGAGGCAGUCAAACCAAACAAUAAUAAAGACAACCAACCUGAUAAAAAUAAGGAAAACAUAGUAUAGAUUCACACACAAAUCAGAAACAGGCACUAUACACACGAACACAAAUCAAAAAGCAAACAAGGCGGCUGUGCGGGGCAGAGGAUCCUUUCUUUGCUGUUUGAUAGGAAACCGAGGCACUGUUGUGCUUGCGUCCGCCACAAAAAUGGGCGCUUGUGUUUGUCGCAUGAAUCCCGACAACGAGACUAUGAGCGUCUCGUCGGCGAGCAUAUCGCGUCCACCCAGUGCAGGCAUUGCCUUGGGCGCGUCGCGCAAAAAUCGCCCACUCUGCCAUGAGACAAUACGCUGGCGUUCCGACGUGCCAUUGACCGAGGGACAGCUGCGCUCAAAGCGGGACGAGUUCUGGGAUACGGCCCCGGCCUUUGAUGGUCGCAAAGAAAUCUGGGAUGCCCUGCGCGCCGCCACCAAUGCCGCCGAAGGGCUGGAUUUUCAAAUGGCCCAGGCCAUACUGGAUGGGGCCAACGUGUCAGUGCCAAAUGGCUACCUCACAGAGUGCUACGAUGAGCUGGGCACGCAGUACAAGGUGCCUAUAUACUGUCUGUCAUAUCCCAUUAAUAUCGUGAAGGAGGAGAAUGGACGAGACUCGCCCGCUGAAUACUCAGAGCCAGUGGAUGGCGGCACCGAGAUCUUUCUCAAGCUGCGCAUAUCAUCGAGCAUGACUGAUGUUAAACUGCCAGUAUACUCCAAGGAUACGGUGGGACAGUGCAAGAAGAAGUUGCAGGCUACGGAGGGUGUGGAUGCAUGUUGCCAGCGUUGGUUCUACAGUGGGAAACUGUUGGGCGACAAGGUGCCCAUCGACGAAUGCAGCAUACACCAGGGCUAUGUGGUCCAAGUGAUUAUCAAUACGGAGCACUACAACCACGACAAUAGCACGAGUACGGUGCACAUGUCGCUUGCGAGCUAGCGGCGCAAGCAACACAAACUAGUCAACAGCAAGCCACGACAGCAGCAGCAACAAGCACAGGAACAACAGGAGCAACACUCGCAGAAGGCGGAGGACGAGGCCAAAGGAAACAGAAUCAUGAAUAAUGUCAUAUACUCAAUCUGUCGCACAAAAAGCCCAAUCUGUGAUGAUGUACAGCGCAAAGGGAGACAGCAAAGGCUACAGCAACAGCAAACAUAUUGCAUUUAUCAAAAUCCGCAGCAAUUACAAAUUGUUGCUCUCUCUGCCUUGUUGUUAUUGUUGUUUAUAUGGCUGCUCGCCUUGUUAUGCUUUGUGUAAUAUAUUUAAAAACAAAAAAUCAAAUAACAAAAAAAAGAAACCACAAAAAAAUGAUAGAAAGGGAAAUUGCAAAGGGAAAAUGCUUGUAAGAAGAACAUAAAAUAUAAUGUAAUAUUAUACAUAUAUAUUUUUUUGAUAAUAAUUACAGAUAAUACAACAGAUUAAGGCAAUCUUUAUAAAGCAUAUAUAAUUUAUAUAUAAAUGAAGGCAGAGAGCAUUACUGAACUUCUCGAUUGAACAACUAGAAACUGUACAUUUUUAUAUCGAAAUUAGCAACAACAAAAUUGAAGAGUAGAGCAAACCAUAAGCUAAUUAUUAACUAAUUGUAAGCAAGUGUUAGAGCAUUUGCCUAAUUCUAAUAUCUGAAGCAAAUUAGCUAAAAUCUGUAGUAUUUCGGCCGCAACAAAACCAAUCAAACCGAUUUUUUGAUACUGUACAAAAUGCCAAGCACAAUAAAAGAUUGUGAGAGAAAACCCGUAAGUAGAAACAAUACAAAACCAGAAAAAACAAUACAAAUAA